This is a messenger RNA of Pseudogymnoascus verrucosus, 2855 nucleotides long. RefSeq lists its product as uncharacterized. Gene Ontology annotation, biological process: L-leucine biosynthetic process; L-valine biosynthetic process. Gene Ontology annotation, cellular component: mitochondrion. Gene Ontology annotation, molecular function: branched-chain-amino-acid:2-oxoglutarate transaminase activity. Lineage: Eukaryota; Fungi; Ascomycota; Leotiomycetes; Thelebolales; Thelebolaceae. Bases 1383 to 2639 code for a protein of 418 amino acids. The record is from RefSeq and is a predicted model, not a curated record. The transcript is spliced from 2 exons.
UUUGGGUAGGAGUGAGGGUAUUCGUACUGGAGAGGGAGCUGUUGAAAGGCGUGGAUAUGGCGGCGGAGAUACUCAACCUUGCUGCCAGUACGGCCACCACCACUGUCACUUAUCGCAGCUGACGCAUCAACCGUCAACCAUCCACCGAUCAAUCCUCCAUCGUCAACACUCGUCGUCAAUGAUCAAACAGAAUCAAUAGCAUUAUCAAGUGCAGUAUCGCGCAAUUAUAUGCCGAAACACCCCAAGCCAAUACGCUUCUCUAAUUCACGUACCGUUUGUACCUGCUGACUGAUUUGUUAUGUGUUCUCUCUCGUCUCUACCCUUUUCCGAGUCGGCGAUUCGGCAGAGCUGGAACAAAAGGGCUACGCUCGGCUUGCAACGGCCUAUAUCAACCUUUUGAUUCCGCACUUUCCCAUGGAUUUAUCAAUCGAACCUAAACAUUAUCUCCGUUGCUGACCAUGAAGGGGCCAACAAGGCCAAGCAAAAGGGGGGGCCAGUCACCUGGUAUCCCCAGAAUUACCAUGAACUCGUCCUCUGCGAUGUAAGUGGCUGUCAAUUGACUGAUCUUCAAACGCCUCCCAUUAAAGAAGUUUUUGUGUUACUGAGAAAAAGGGUCCUGUCGACGUCAUAUUUUGUUCGGGCCCGGGACAGACGCGUCGUUUUUUCUUAUCCAAACUUCGCCGCCCGCCUAACGACCACCACCGAGAAAUUCUGAGACCUGCGGACCGGGCGCACGGUAAGUAGACAAGGCAAGACAGACCAUGCGGGUGCGCCUUCUCUUCUACCACAACAUGCAACCUUCCCCCAGCAAUUGCUCACCGCAAUCGACAAUGCGUCCGAUUACGGAGUUUUAACAGGGGAAAAGGGAAUAAAGAAAGAUUAUGCAAAAUAUUAUAGCCUCGAAUAGAAGACCGAAUAGAGGGAACUCACGAAUAGACAACACGUUGAAACAAACACACCGUUGCCGCCGAGAUCCUUACUCGGAUUAGAGCCAAUGGAACGAACUGACCUUCCUUUCUCCAACUACGCCUAUCCACCAUCAAACUACCAUCAUUAGCUCCCGCACCAGAAAGUUGCGUGUGACUAACAGACCUUCCACCCCUCAACACCCGUCUUCCGUCUUUCCCUUCUCCAAAGCCGGUGCAGUGGCUACAAAAGUGAACCCCAACCCCUCGUCUUGACUCGCUCGACUUUUUUUCUCCCUUUCCUCUUCCAACACAUACACUCAUAUAACAGCAGCACACCCAAGCUCUGUUAUUCCCCCAUUGCCUCUUCUAUCUACUCUCUCCAUCUUCUCAAUUGCAACGAGAAGUCUAUCUCUUCUAUCUCUUAUCACUUCACCGCAUACCAUCGGGCGAUAACCCCCACCACAACAACCCCUCAUGUCUCCCUCCGCCGUAUCCGCCACGCCUCCCCAGGCCAUGGCGCAAGGAACCACCCUGAUCGCCGACGCCGUGGCCGCGAAGCUCUCCAGCACCACCGCGCCCUCCCUCGCGGCCCUCGACGCCUCAAAGCUGACCCGCACGCGCACGACAACCCCCCGCACCGUCCCCGCCCUCGACGACCCCAUCCGCAACGUCUCCUCCUUCGCGACAGACCACAUGAUAACAUGCACCUGGAACGUGAACAGCGGCUGGGGCGUCCCCGAGCUGAAGCCCUACGGUCCCUUCUCCAUCAUGCCCACGGCCUCGGUGCUUCACUACGCCACCGAGUGCUUCGAGGGGCUUAAAUGCUACCGCGGCUACGACGGCAAGGUCCGCCUCUUCCGCCCAGACUGCAACGCGAAGCGCCUCCUCAUGUCAUCUGCGCGCAUCGCGCUCCCGACCUUCGACACCGCGGAGAUAGAGAAGCUGAUCGCCGAGCUCGUCGCCGUUGACGCCGCCAAAUUCCUGCCCAAGUCCGAUGCGGGGAAGUUCUUGUAUCUCCGCCCUACGAUGAUCGGCACGCAAGCCGAGCUGGGCGUCCAAACCCCCAAGGAGGCAAUGCUCUUCAUCAUCGCGACAUACAUGCCCGAGCUCUCCGAGACCCCCGGCGGCAUGAAGCUUCUCGCCUCGCAAAACGACACCGUCCGCGCGUGGCCCGGUGGAUUCGGAUUCGCCAAGGUAGGCGCGAAUUACGGACCUAGUCUGAUGGCGCAGCAAGAAGCGCGGAGGUUGGGGUUCAACCAAGUCCUCUGGCUUUUGGGGGAUGAGGCGCAGGUUACGGAGGCGGGAGCGAGUAAUUUCUUCACGGUGAUGAGGAGUAAGGAGGGGGGAAAGUUGCAGUUGAUUACGGCGCCGUUGGAUAGUAAGGUUAUUCUUGAUGGGGUGACGAGGAGGAGUGUGAUUCAGCUUGUUAAGGAGAGGUUGAGUGGGAAGGGCGAGUUGGAGCCGAUUGAGGUGGUGGAGAGGGAGUAUACUAUGCAGGAGAUUGUGGAGGCGUCGGAGGAGGGGAGGUUGGUGGAGUGUUUUGCUUGUGGGACGGCUUUCUUCGUCGCACCGGUGUCGAAAAUCCACUUCCGUGGCGUUGAUAUCGAUGUCCCAAUGGCUCAGGGAGAGGUUGGCGAUUACACCAAUGUCAUCAAGAACUGGCUCGUGGAUAUCAUGUACGGCCGCGAGGACCACCCAUGGGGUGUGGUCGUUGAGGAGAAGGAGGUUUAAGGGGUGGUGGGGAAUGUCUAUAUAUGAUGAGGGAUGAGAUGAGAUGAUGACGAUGAAAGAAAGCAUCCAUGGCGUUUUGAUUUGGGGAGCUUUUGCCUCCUGGAGGUAGUUUAUCGAAGCGCAUGAUUUUGAUAGACUACGCUUGAUAGAAUACGCCUGAUGUUUUUUGGAUGGACAUGGAAAAUGGGCGGGGGUUUGAGAUAAAUAAGUUUGGUG